Molecule: messenger RNA, 4288 nt
Organism: Chara braunii
Lineage: Eukaryota; Viridiplantae; Streptophyta; Charophyceae; Charales; Characeae
Source: the annotation of a GenBank genome assembly
CCCAAUGACAGAAGAGUUGGAAGAUUGGCAAGCAGGCAGACUCGCCGGUUCGUCAGGACAGUGAUGGUGCUCUCGUAUCUCUUUUUGUUCAUUGAUAUCUGUACGGAUCAAGCCAGCUUGAGCAUGAUCAUGUGUGGAUUUGUGCCGUCUUGUCCGGUUUAUAACUUUCUGUUGAUCGCUAUUUGUCGACAGAUGCCCCGUGAAGCCAUCCUGGAGUACAGCUAUUUUGUAAGCUUGCAAGACCGGUCUGUAGCCAGGGACCCGUUCCGCUUAGCAAUCUCCUGGCGAGGUGGGCCAAAUUUGACUGUGCGCACACCAGGUUUCAAAGAAUUGCCACGUGGCACAGUGCAUGUGGAGGAUGGGUGGGAGGUAAAUGGCAGAAAGAAUCCUCAGCUCGCAGGUGCAUCAAAUUGCAUGGCAAGCAGAAUUUUCUGCCUCCCAGAUUCUGAGAGCAGCACCUGUGAUGCCGACCUUGAGGAUUGCACGACUAUUGAUGCUGAUGACAUGAAAGAGGAUGGGGGUAGGAAGUGGAGGAGGAGGAUGAGAAGGCCAGCCAAGGUAAGGUCUUUCCAGGAAGAGUAUGAUGUGAAAAGGGCAUCAAUACUAUCAUUACCAAAGACACAAGAAGAGGAGGAGAUGCUGGUGGCAGCGCCAGAGGCAGAAAUGAAGGAAGAGGAGGGGCCAAAGAGGACAGAUGGUGAACUUGUCCUUUUCCAUAGUGAGAUCACUGGAGAUCAGGGGAUACAGGAGCCUGGCAAUCAUGCGGAACAUGUGUCCAAGUCAGUAGAGAUUUCGAGAAUAGUGGGUAAGAAGAAUGUGAUUUGGGCAGUUGAGGAGGUAGCCCCUGUUAAGCCAGAGAAGAAACCAACAACAAAGACUGAGAUCUUGAUUAAUACAGCAACAUCAACAAUGCCACGAGUAGCGAUCUUGGAAAAUGGAGAGCUGGUGGAACUCGUUGUUGAGCUUGUCUCUAAGGGUGCUACCCUGGGCAGUGUGUACUUGGGCAUCGUCCAUCGACUGGUCCCUGGCAUGACAGCGGUGUUUGUUGAUCUAGGAUACGGUCAGCUUGGCCUUCUUGACAUCCGGUCCAGUCACACCCCAAUUACAUUUCCACCACUCACCGCUCUUCAGGGAGUGGACAAGGAAAAUGAUGAUGAUGAUGAUGAUGAUGAUGAUGAUGAUGAUGACGACGACGAUGAGGAGGAGGAGGAGGAGGUCGUGGAUGUAGUCGGGGAGGUAGUUGGCGAGAUGAUACGUGAGACAAACACAGAAGAAGGGCCUAGCAUCAUUCAUUAUUACAGUAAUGAUGAUAAUGACAUGGACAAAGGAGUGAAGAGCGGAGGCAUGACUGAUGAUGUGUCUGAAGAUGCCGUGAGUGGUGAAAAUGGAGAGGAGGGGUUGGAUGAAGAGGAAAGUGACGAUGAUGAGGAAGGGGACUUGGAAGGGGAGCCAUUUAUGCUUUUGGGCAAAGUCUGGAAAAGGUGGUCUGGCUUGAGGGAAGGAAUGGCCAUUUUGGUUCAAGUGAAAAAAGAGGCCCUUGGAAAGAAAGGCCCCAGGUUGACUGCCUUUCCAACAUUGGCAGGGCGCUACAUGUUAACACGGCUAUCGAAGAAGCGGUUCAUCGUAGACGACGCCGCGGCGCUCGCCAUGAACCGCCUGUUUGCCAUGUCUCAAGGCAACACAGCAACACGCAACUGGCUCACGGAAUGGCAAAAGAUCGUGGCCACGCCCGAUCUACAAUUGCCAUUUUCACAUCUGCGCCGGGAGUUCUACAACCGGUCAUGUGCCGCCUUGAGCCUCGCACUUGGUGAUUGCAAGCAAUACGUGACCUUCACCGAAAUCAUCGACAAGGCAAGGGAGAUCAUCAAGACCAAUAGGGCGGCUGCGCACGAGAAGUCAGCAUGGCAGCCAACCUAUGUGGAGAAAGGUGGCUGUUGUCCAGCCGCGAAGCAACAACAAGUCCCGAGGGAACGGGAAGGCGAAAACUGCAUUGCCGGCCGGAAACGGACAGCCAACACCAUGGGUCAAGUUUCACUUGACCGAGGCGGAAUACAAGUGGCGCGGCCGCUACGGCUGCGGCUAUUGGUGCAACAGCACCAAGCACAAGACCUCCCAAUGCCCGGAUCAAGGCAAGGAGGAUGUUCGGCCUCACAUCAACUCGGGAAACUGAGUUGCGCGGGAGGUGAGGCGACUCCACCUCCCACUCUGCCAGAUUCGGCCGCCUUGCUAGCGGCCUCUUACACAUCUUGGGAGGAUGCGAAUGUCGUAAGUUCUCGAUAUGCUUACGAGGACUAUGCUGUCCACUUGGUCCCACCGUUGCACCAACCACUCCACGUGCAACAAUCCACCGCAUGCACGGUUUCACUACCAUCGGCAACCGAGUCGGCAGCUUCGUCGCCAACUAUAGCCGGGGAUUCGACAACAUGGUCAAGACUUGAAGAGCUCGACCCGUUGACGAUUGCGGACUUCCAAUGGAUGCCCCUUCCCCGGUCCGGUCGAUUGCCGAAACCGCAUUGCAACGUCCUCAUGGCACAAUUGCGGGAUUACUUGCACACUUCAGUACCAACUCCGUUGAUGGACGCCGGAGUAGAGGUUGUCGACCUUCACGACUAUAUUGCGAAGAUCGACCUUGAGUUCAAGACGCAACGAUACGACGACAUCGACGCACCAUUGUUAUAUGUACGCAUUCAGAUCGGAGAGGCGACCUGCAACGCUUUGAUCGAUUGCGGAGCAUCUCGCAACUACAUGAGCCAGGACCUUAUGGUACGCGUCGGCCUUGGCCCACGCGUCAGGACGAAGUCCCAGCCUACGCAAGUCGCGUUGGUAGACGGUCACACGCACAAGUCAAUCGACCGGUGCAUUGAUGACGUCCGCGUGUACUUUGCCCCGCAUGCAAGCGAGGCGGUGUCCUUCGAUAUUUUGGACACCAAAUUCGACAUGAUCUUGGGCAUGUCAUGGCUGCGACGCGAGGAUCACCCGGUGAACUUCUACCGCCGCACCGUUCACGUCCGUGAUCGGAACGGAGUACUAGUUCCAUGCACGGUAGCUCCUCCUCACCCUUCGAUCAGCUGCCACGUGGUGUCCGCCGCAAGCAUGCGAGCUUCCAUCAUCAGAGACGACAUCGAGGAGAUGGGGGUGUGCUUUCUCCACGCCCUCCCGCCCCAUGACGCUUCAUCGACGGACUUGGACCCACGCAUCACCGAGCUUCUCGACGCCUACGGCGACGUGUUUGAAGGCCUGCACGGAGUAGUGCCGGAUCGGCCCAUCCGCCACGAGAUCAUCCUCGAGGACGGGGUUGUACCUCCACGUGGUUGCAUCUAUCGAAUGAGCGAGGAAGAGUUAAGUGUGCUACGGGCACAACUCGAAGACCUUCUUGAGAAAGGUUGGAUUCGGCCUAGCUCCUCGCCAUACGAUGCUCCCGUUCUCUUCGUCCAGAAGAAGAACAAGGAUUUGCGGUUGUGCAUCGAUUAUCGCAAGCUCAACGCGCAAACGAUCAGAAACGCCGACCCUCUUCCAUGCAUCGACGACCUUCUCGAACGGCUGGGCGGCGCCAAGUUUUUCUCCAAGCUUGACCUCAAGUCGGGAUAUCACCAACUCGAGAUUCGGCAGGAGGACCUCUACAAGACCGCGUUUAAGACGCGAUAUGGGCAUUUCGAAUGGUUGGUUAUGCCAUUUGGCCUUAUGAAUGCCCCGACCACUUUCCAAGUGGCUAUGACAACGGAGUUCCGACACAUGUUGGAUCGAGUCGUACUUAUCUACCUCGACGACAUUUUGGUGUACACUCGGAGUUUGGACGAGCAUGUGGAGCACCUUCGCACCGUUUUGGAGCGGCUACGACAAGCCAAGUACAAAGCCAGCCGCGACAAAUGCGAAUUCGCGCGGCAAGAGCUGGAGUACUUGGGACAUUAUGUGACGCCGCAAGGCAUCCGUCGGCUUGCAGACAAGAUCGAGGCCCUCCGCGUAUGGCCCGAGCCCACCAACACCACGAACGUCCGUUCAUUCAUGGGGUUGGCGGGCUACUAUCAACGAUUCAUCACCGGGUACUCAAGGAUUGUUGCACCUAUGACGAAAUUACAAUCGCCAAAGGUGCCAUUCGUAUUCGAUGACGAUGCACGGCGGUCAUUCCAAGCACUUAAGACGGCCAUGCUCAUGGCACCCGUCCUUAGCAUCUAUGACCCCACCCUGCCUACGAGAGUGACAACUGACGCUUCCGGCUAGGGCAUUGGGGCAGUCUUGGAAUAACACGUCGGCGACGACUAGCACCCUGUGGAGUAUUUCAGCCACAAAG